Messenger RNA from Lasiosphaeria miniovina, 333 nucleotides. RefSeq lists its product as uncharacterized. The transcript has 2 exons. The record is from RefSeq and is a predicted model, not a curated record. Bases 1 to 333 code for a protein of 110 amino acids. NCBI's taxonomy places the organism in Eukaryota, Fungi, Ascomycota, Sordariomycetes, Sordariales, Lasiosphaeriaceae.
AUGGUGUCCCGCAAGAACCCCAACCAGCCGUCCAAGAACCGGCUCGCGUCGCGCGCCGGCAAGGUGCGCAAGGAGAGCGCGCGCCGCGAGGCCACGGUCGGCCUCGACAAGGUCGCAAAGGCCGACACGCGCCACGGCGCCCGCCCGGGCCUGAUGCCGACCAGCGGGCCGCGCAAGCCGCUCAGCGGCAAGAAGGCGAAGAAGGUGCAGCAGCGCCUGGCGCUGGCGCUGAAGCGCAAGCAAGAGGCCGAGGGCGAGGUUGAGAUGAAGGAUGCCCCGGCUGCUGGCAAGACGACGGCCAAGGACGCUGUGGUGCAGAUGGAGAUCUCAUGA